Hymenoscyphus albidus is the source of this 4088-nucleotide messenger RNA. NCBI's taxonomy places the organism in Eukaryota, Fungi, Ascomycota, Leotiomycetes, Helotiales, Helotiaceae. The record is from the annotation of a GenBank genome assembly.
AUGGGAGAACCCGCAGAUGGCCAUCGCGAGUGGACAUGUACAGUACAUGCCAUGGUACUCGGUCUGUUGGAUGGCUAUCAUAGGCCAGAAGGUGCUGCAUGUGACGCCGCAGUGCGGUUGAUGGGCUGGAGGAUGGCAAUGCCAGGCCAGCAGCGAGCUGGCACGGCGUACUGUAAAAAUUCAUUCAUAACCUGGAGAUCCUCGACCCUCGCCCAACCCGGUCGGUCAGAUUGUCAGAUUUCUGGUCCUCAGAACGUAAGCACCAACACAACAACUUUUGCGGACCAAACCCACAAUAAUGAUACCGUGAAAGGGCCCAGUUUACAGUGCUGCUUGGGACACCGAGACCGAACCAGACCGAUUCGUUUGGCGAGACCACGAGAACAGGUCAAUUUUCCAGAACAAAUACCUCGCGUCUGAUGCGACAAGCACCGGUGGGCAUGGUCGAGGGAACGAGGACCACGCCGUAUCAGGGGACAGCCGCCCGGUGGACACAAUCGCAGCCAGCGAGGAGAGCGAGAAAGCGCAGAGGGUCCAAGGUAGUUUAUCAUAGCAAUCAUAACAAUCCACAAUGCUCGUCGUCGAGAGGCAUGACGGCGGCGUCCAAGAGAACGCCCUUCUCGAAUCCCGUAUAUACCCUCGAGCAAAUGGCUUUACCGGCUUUGCCACCGACUGAACAAAUAAAUUUUCCCAAAGAAAUGCAGCGGCAAUGCUUCGAACAAAACAGUUCGGGCUAUCGCAACAUCCAGGAGGGCAUCAAUGGAAAUUUUGAGUUGGACCCUGUGCCUCGACAAGUCAGUCAAGCUGGACCUUCGUGGCAGUCUUCUCUGGUAUCUUACACGAUAUCCUCUGGUCUACAAGAAUCUCAGCCAUUCUACAACUACGACUUGCUACCGAGACAGAAUGCGUUUUGUUUACAUGUCGCAGACGGGGCGGCGGAAGGGUGGCAUGAUGUGGGUUUUGGUAACGAAAUCAACCUUGACCAGAAUGGAAUUUCUGCGUUAGAGAUUCCACUAAGUGGCCCCGAAACCAUGGACAGUCUGUCUGGGUCCACUCCAACAAGCCCGGAAUCGGAUGGUUACAUGUAUCCUUUGAUGACAACUAGAGCCGAAGCAUGUCAAGAAAUGAAUGCCAUGUCUACUUUAGACCUUUCUGGUAAGUUCGUGAUGUUUGUUUCCCUUUGGCAUUUCUUUUGUCCGUAACCUCUUAUAUCAAGGCUCAAAUUGUUGGAGUCCCAGCCUCCCUUACUAACUUUAUGUAGAUGCAUACUUUCAUCUGGGACAGUCCAUUUAUCCUCCAACAUCUAAUCAUCAAGAGACCAACGCCCUGUUUCUUCAAGACGCAAUGUUCCUCGGGAAUGACGGGCUUCAAGCUCAAAUGGAUGUUAUAAAUCUUGCAAACAGUGCAUUCUCAGAAAGUCAAUGGUGCUUAGUAGAUGACAACAUGGCAAAACAAAACUACAGCUCGCAACCUAUCCCCAUCCCACAUGUUCCCUGGAUAUCGGAGCAAAUACCACUUAGUAAUUCCCGAUCCGAAGAAGACUUUGAAAGCGACAAAUUCUAUCAAUCGCUCGUGGCGCAGGGGAUUUCUAAUCUUAAUUCAAAUCAAAGAGAGGAAGAGUAUGCAGAGGUUUUCAUACCCAAGAACGAGUUUCUUUACCAUGAAACCCCGGCUACCCCACCUGGUGAAAGUGACAACGAUAGUUGGAUAAUAUUCGACCCGAAGAACUACACCCCAACGCAUAGUUCUCCAGGAUCGACGAGAUCGGUGCGGUCACAGACAUGUUCACCCCGGCAGACUGAGAUGGAUAAUCAUGGUCAUGUUUUUACCUCCUUUUCUAGAAUUUCGAAACCAAAGGCCUCGAAAGGACGUCAGCGUAACCUAACACAACUCGAGAAGAGACAAGCACGAGAAGUUCGAGAUGCCAAAGCGUGUUGGGCGUGCCACAUAUCAAAAAUAAAGGUAUGCACAACAUGAUUCCAAACGACGAAAUUUGACUCUAAUCAUAUACAGUGCUCUCCAUGCUCACCCGGCAGUCCUUGUGAACAGUGUGCGCGACUAGUUGGCAAAAGAAGAUUUUGCAAGUUUGACUGUUUUAACGACCCACUUGAAUCAUUGUAUAUAUUCCUUGUACCAGGUAUGGCUCUUCUUGGCUGUUUUGAUGACAAGACGCUAACAUCACUAGAUUAUUUAAAUGGCCAUUUCACCCGGCAAGACGUUGAGACUUUCAUUGCUAGAAGUGCAAAAGGCUGGGGGAAUAAAAGAUUUUUUAUUCGAAUGGAUUGGGGCCAUCGUCGACUUCUUGAGGCAGAAGUAGUGACUCUCGAGCUGCGAAGUGAGAGAUCGGAGAUGGCAUUCCACCACACUACUAGGCGAGAUGGGCUUGGAAGGCCUUUGCCUACAUUGGUCAAACAGCAAAGUCCACCUCUUGGAAUCCCGCUGUCUGUCAUGGAUGAUAUGGAAGAUAUAUAUAGCAAAUAUGUUCAGGAUAUCGCCCAGAACGACCUCGCAAAUUACGUCCCAGCUGGAUACUUUCCGGAUGACUCACAGCUUGCAAAGAGACUCCUUGGGGUUGUUACUUCAUUUUACACAAUGGGAUUAGAGGGCGACUCUGAAGUAAGUUCUCCAUUCAAAAUACACAGCGUGCAUAUUGACUGACUCGGUAGUGUGAACUUCUUCGCGAAGCAAUCGAAAUGCAUAUAACAUCGAUGAUUUUGGAAAAGAGUCUUGCACUUGAUCAAGAGUCUACGGGUAGGGUUGAAAACCACCUUCAGCAAAGGUAUUCCGGGAAACCGGUAGCAAGAUGCGUGCAACGCCAAAUAAAGUUAGCACUAUUCCAAAGCCAACAAACGCGUAUCAACAAAGUACUCAAGGACUGGGGAAACAUGAUGUGGGCCAUUGGAAAUGCUGCUGGCAACGACAACAAAUGGGCUGUCAGUUUUAGUGUAUUUGUGAUUCUGAUCCUCGUGAUGGACAAAAUCUCUGCAGCUGCGCAGAUCUUCUGUGAGGACCAAAUCCGCUAUUAUGGCGCCGAGCCGAUGUCAGAGACAGCCAAGGUCAAGGAGCUCAUAAAAGUGACGGAAACACAGCUUUUUGAUCGCUGCAAAGAGAUCUUUCACUGGAAAUUCAAAACCAGAAAAGGCGGAAAAGAGGCUUGCAACCCCAUUAGAGAUGGCCUGGAAGCAUUUCGAGGAAGACCCGUCAGCAGAGAGAUCACACAGUUGACCUUUGCCCUACAAUCUGUAAUUCGUGACUUUGGUGAGUUAGCAUUCUAUACCAUAUUCUCAAGGGUACUCAUAUUUUCAUAGGUAAAGAAAUCAGAUCUCAUAGCUCCUUGGUGAAAGACCAGGAACCUCCCUUACCAUACACAGAUGUCGGUCGGUUGGCAAGUAUAUUUUUGGAUGACUUUCUGGAUCACUAAGGCAAAAGUACCCUGCCAGACAGCUUGAAAGUAGGCUUUGGUGAAGCUUUUAGGGUCAUCGAAGGCCGAAAGAACAACAUUGAAAUGACCUUUCCACAUGGUUUCGCUCCUAUGAUACAUAUAGUACGUGUUCAUUGAAGGAGUCGGGCUCCAAGACAAGAUUGGCCGAGUCUUGACAACAUUCAACGAAAAAUGCAUAAAGACUCUAAUUGCCGGUAGGGUAUAACCAACCCUGCACUAAGAUGGUGAUGGUGUAACAAAGUUAUCCUAUCAUUGUGCUAUGUCGUGAUUGGGUCUGUCAGAGAAGCAGCUCGGUUGGGCUGAACUCUUCCGAUGGCAAAUUUUCGAAUAGCAUUCGGUGACGGAAUUGUGGAAAUCGGCCUUCAGCUCAUGCAUCAGAGAUUGAUUGUCCACAAGAACAAGGAAAGGUAAUUGGGCAUCAAGUGUUGGGUCUUGAAUAGCUGUGGACUUGGAUGUCCUGUGAACUCUUUGAUUCUGAGAUCCAACGUAGUCGGGUGAAAUGGGCUGGGAGAAGUAUUGCAGCUUGGAAAUUUUGUUUGCAUGAGUGUUGUACGAGUAGUAUGAGUCUUGUUGAAUUGGAUUUGGGCAUGAGAUCUGAAUCUGGGUCUUCAUUCCGGGCCUUCCAGCGAUCCACGUCGCGCCAGCC